UGUGUGCGUGUGUGCGUGGUGAGGUAACAGAGGAGUGACAGAGGGAGAGAGAGAGAGAGAGAGAGAGAGAGCAGGGAGUGUUGGAGACACUCCUGUCUGCAGGGACACAGUAGAGGACUUUGUUUUAAAGCUGGAGCUGCUGGAUUUACAGAUGUGUGAGGACUUUUAGAAAGAGAGAGAGAAAGAAGGGAGGGAAGUUACAAAACAAACGGAGAUUAAAGGAGAUCUUUAGGCGGAGGAGAGGAGGACUCUGAUCUGCACUGAGAUGGAGGUCUACACGGUGACAGUCGCUACAGGAACAUCAGAUUACUCCGGCACCAACAACUACGUCUAUGUGACGCUGGUGGGGGAGAAAGGAGAGAGUGAGCGCACCCUGCUGGACAACCCUGGACUGGACUUCUGCAAAGGAGCAGUGGAUGAGUACAAGGUGAGCAGCCCGGCACCUUUAGGCUCCCUGCUGCUGGUCAGACUGGAGAAACAGAGGUACUGGGUGGAGGAUAACUGGUUCUGUCGCUACGUCACUGUGGAGACUCCAGGGGGCGACAAACCGCUGACCUUCCCGUGUUUUCGCUGGUUGAUAGGAGACGUCAAGUUGGAGGUCAGAGAGGGAACAGCAAAGACACUUAGGGACGAGGUCUCACCUGUGCUGCUGGCUCACAGGAAGGCUGAGCUGCAGGAGAGGAAGUCCACCUACAGGUGGGUGACGUGGGGUCCAGGGAUUCCCAGGUGUAUCGAUGCUAAAACAGAAGCAGAUUUACCACAAGAUGUCCGCUUUGACAACGAGAAGAGGAGCGACUUUGAGCACUCCUUACACUAUGCGCUGAUGGAGCUGUCUCUGAAGAAGCUGGCCAUCAGGUUUGGAAAGUCCUGGGACGACCUGGAAGAUUUCAAAAGGAUCUUCUGGAAGCUGCGGAGUCCCAUAGCUGAGUACUGCAUGGAGCAUUGGAAGGAGGACUGUUUCUUUGGGUACCAGUGUAUGAACGGUUCGAACCCCAGGAUGAUCCACAGGUGCAAGAAGCUUCCAGAGAACUUCCCUGUCACAGCGAACAUGGUUCAGAGCUCCAUGGCUGCCCGGACACACCUGGACCGAGAACUGAAGGCAGGUAACAUCUACCUGUUGGACUUUGCCAUCACAGACGGGAUUCCUACCAACACCAUCCGGGGUCAACCUCAAUACAUCGCCGCUCCGCUCUGCCUCCUUUACCAACACCCAGACCUGGGACUCAUACCCAUCGCUAUCCAGCUGGAGCAGACCCCCGGUUUGGACACGCCCAUUUUCCUGCCCAGAGACCCGCCCCUCACCUGGCUGCUGGCUAAGAUGUGGGUGCGUCACUCUGAGUUUCAGGUGUUCCAGGUGCUGUCUCACCUGCUCAGGACUCACCUGGUCGUAGAGGUGUUCUGUGUGGCCACUCUGAGACAGCUGCCUGCUGUUCACCCCAUCUACAAGCUGCUGGCUCCUCACCAGCGCUACACCUUGGAGAUAAACUGUAGGGGGCGCACUCAGCUCAUCUCUGCUGACGGCAUCUUCAAACGGGUGGUGUCCACAGGUGGAGACGGUCUGAUGGUCCUGGCUCAGAGAGAGUAUAAGGUGCUGACGUAUCGCUCGCUACAGCCUCAGUGUGACUUCGCCGACAGAGGAGUCACACACCUAGACAAAUAUCACUACAGAGAACACACACUGCUGCUGUGGGAUGCUUUACACAGGUUCAUCUCAGGUGUGGUUCACCUGUACUAUCACUCAGAUCAGGAUGUUCAGGAGGACCUGGAGCUGCAGGCUUGGAUCAGAGACAUCACCCAGGAGGGAUUCACAGACCUGCCCCACUUUGGGCUGAGCAGUAAACUGAGCAGCAGAGAGGAGCUCUGCACGUUGCUGUCAGUCAUCAUCCACACCAGCACGGCUCAGCAUGCUGCUACCAACAAUGGACAGUUCGACUGGUGCGCCUGGGUCCCAAACACGCCCUGCACCAUGAGACACCCGCCUCCCACAGACAAGGAUGCUGUCACCAUGGAGCUGAUCAUGGACACCCUCCCUGAUGUGAGCCAGUCGUGCGUGCAGAUGGCGAUCACCUGGCACCUGGGCCGAACUCAGCCGGACGCCAUCCCUCUGGGUCAGUACACUGAGGAGCACUUCACAGAAGGGAGGGCUCAGGAUUUGAUUGACAAGUUCAGGUCGGAGCUGAAGGAGAUCGAGGAGCACAUCCUGAGUGAGAAUGAAGGAGAGGAGCUGAAGUACCUGUACCUGCUGCCGAGCCGCAUCGAGAACAGCAUUACGAUAUAAACACACACACACACACACACCUCUAUUAUGAUCAAUAUUAUAUAAACAGCACUUAUUGAUACACCACUCUGCCUGAUUACAGCUACCAGGACGUUUACUGAGCCUUUAAAAUAUCUUUGUCUUUAUUGUGAGACGACUCCGAACAUUUACUAAAUUAAAGACAGAAAUUAACAAAAUAAAAGACAAAAAUUCACAGGAUAAAACACAUUAACAAAGUAAAAUAAAUAUACAAAAUUAAAAACAUUAACAAAAUAAGAAAUAAGUGCCAUGAAUCAAUGAGAUACAACACAUAAAUUAACGAAAUAAAAGGCAUACAUUAACAAGAGAAAAGACAUAAAUUAAAGGAGAUAGAUUUGGUAGGUUUGAGAGAUACAAGACAUCAACUAAGGAGACAAAAUUAGUUAAUUAAAGAGAUAAGAAAGACAUAAAUUAACGAUAUAAAACACAUUAAUCAAGGAGAUAAAUUACAUCAAUAAAAGACAUCAAUUAACUACUUAAGAGACAUAAAUUAGAUAUAACACGUCACUCUACAAGAUAAAAUGUAUAACUUUAUAUAACAUGAAAAUCAAAACCAAACAAGAAGAUCACGACUUGACAACACCCGGAUCAAGACUUGCAACCAAAGAACAUCUCGCAGCUCGUUUCUGUUGCAGUGAAACACAUUAGACAAAAGAUCAUAGAUAUCUGACACCAUGGCACGAACCCUCCAGAGAGGAAGAGGGCAGGAGUCAGGAGACAUCCCACAGCAGAGGGAGAUUAAAAUCUGGUUCAGCUCACGUUUCUGUGAGAAGGUUCACAAUGGGAGACCUUUUUGUAGGAAGUCAAACUUCAUACUGGAAAUAAAUGAAGACUGGUUGCCAAAUGUAAUACAGUCAUGGCCAAAAGUUUUGAGAAUGACACAACUAUUAAUUUUCCCAAAGUCUGCUGUUUCAGUUUUUAUAAUGGCAAUUUGCAUAUAAUCCAGAA
Messenger RNA from Notolabrus celidotus (New Zealand spotty), 3244 nucleotides. RefSeq names its product arachidonate 12-lipoxygenase (gene alox12). Bases 266 to 2278 code for a protein of 670 amino acids. Gene Ontology annotation, molecular function: iron ion binding; arachidonate 15-lipoxygenase activity; arachidonate 12(S)-lipoxygenase activity. Lineage: Eukaryota; Metazoa; Chordata; Actinopteri; Labriformes; Labridae. Gene Ontology annotation, biological process: lipid oxidation; linoleic acid metabolic process. The transcript is spliced from 15 exons. The record is from RefSeq and is a predicted model, not a curated record.